AUGACCACCACAGAGAGCAGAAGUUGGAGAAGAUGCAAGGGCUCUCUCGCGUCGCUAACUUCAAGUAUCAUAAAGGGAGUAGAAGAGAAUGGAAGAACAUAUGCUGUAUAUGGUCAGGAAGAGUGUGGAAUGCCAAUGGACGAAGUAGAGAUGAACCGAAUUGAUAUGGCGCAUGCAAAGCAUUUUAUGCUUCUUGAAAAUAAACAAUCCUUAACACCUAUUGACACAGAUGUCCAAAAGGUCCUAGACCUUGGUACUGAAACUGGAGCUUGGAGUAUUGAUUUUGCUGAUGCUUAUCCAUCCGCUGAGGUCGUGGAAAUAGAUAUUGCUCCGAUACAAUCCACUUGUGCCCCGCCAAAUUGCCAAUUCCAAGUCGACGACAUCACUCAACCUUGGACAUGGAAGAAGGAUACUUUCGAUUUUGUUUUUGCUAGGGAUAUACUUUCCUUAGUGAGAAACUGGCUGAAUUUGAUCUCUCAAUGCUAUGAUCACAUUAAACCCGGCGGUUGGAUAGAGUUCCAAUUGAUUCAUGGUGUUUUAGGCUGUGAUGAUGAUACAUUACCCCUUGAAAGUAAAUUCCGCGAACAUGAUAAACAUAUUAGAGCAGCUGCAGUUGCAUUUGGAACCCCUCUAGAAGAUCCGGUUUCAUUCAAGAAAUGGUUCGACAAAGCUGUUGUAGAAAAGAAAUACAAGAUCCCUUCCAAUCCAUGGCCGAAAGACCCACGAUUAAAGUUGGUCGGGGCUUUGGAACAGGAAAACUUCGUGGCUGGACUAGAAGGUAUGAGUAUUCGUUCUCUUGAUAAACUUGGCUGGAAUCUAGAUGACAGCAAACGAUCUCUUGGCGAAGAGAAAACAUCCUACUGUCGAUUCUAUGUUGUAUAUGGUCGAAAGCCAAACCAAGAAAACAAAAACAUAGAUCAUCACGUUCUAGAAGAAUGA
This is a messenger RNA of Botrytis fragariae, 939 nucleotides long. Its product is annotated as putative glucose sequence protein. NCBI's taxonomy places the organism in Eukaryota, Fungi, Ascomycota, Leotiomycetes, Helotiales, Sclerotiniaceae. The transcript is spliced from 8 exons. Gene Ontology annotation, molecular function: methyltransferase activity. The record is from RefSeq and is a predicted model, not a curated record. Bases 1 to 939 code for a protein of 312 amino acids.